AUGUCCUUUGUGUAUGGAAUGACGGGCAGCAACGACGCCACUGCUGCAAAGUAUGGUGUCGCCAACACUAGUCCGCAUUACAACCCAGACGACGUCGAUAACCACGACAUUUCCACCGAAGACGACGCGCAAAAUGACAGCUCGCCUGCCGAAACCGUCGGCAAGGCUGAUCUCGAUGACACUGCCGAGAUGAACCGUCGCACGUCCGUUGUCCAAGCCCUUGCGCGAAGCUACUCGCGUGCCUCGGGUACCGCCGGCGGCAAUCCGUUUCUGGCCGGCCCCGACUCGCCUCUGAAUCCCAGCUCGCCCAACUUUUCCGGUCGCGAGUGGGCAAAGGCCAUUGUCGAGCUCGUCUCGCACGAAGGGUCCGCCUUUCGCACAGCCGGCAUCUGCUUCCAGAACCUCAACGUCCAUGGCUUCGGCACCGCCGCCGACUACCAAAAGGAUGUUGGCAAUGUCUGGCUCUCUGCCAUGGGCAGCAUUCGCGAUCUAGUCACAAACAACAAGCAGCGCAUCGAUAUUCUUCGCAACUUUGAUGGCAUCGUUCGCCGCGGCGAAAUGGUAGUCGUUCUUGGCCCGCCCGGUUCUGGCUGUUCCACCUUGCUAAAGGCCAUCUCUGGCGAGAUGAAUGGCAUUUACGUGAAUGACGAGUCCUAUCUUAACUACCAAGGUAUCGGAGCCAAGGAGAUGCACAAGCACCAUCGCGGAGAAGCCAUUUACACUGCCGAAGUUGACGUCCACUUCCCCCAACUGUCGGUCGGCGAUACUCUCACAUUUGCCGCCCGUGCCCGUCAGCCGCGCCAGCUGCCCCAGGGCUUAAAUCGGAAUGAAUUCGCAAACCAUCUUCGGGAAGUCGUCAUGGCCAUGUUUGGCAUUUCACACACUGUCAACACCAAAGUCGGCAACGAAUAUGUCCGUGGUGUUUCUGGUGGUGAACGAAAGCGUGUGACAAUCGCCGAGGCCGCCCUGUCCGGCGCACCCCUCCAGUGCUGGGAUAACUCGACUCGCGGUCUGGACUCGGCCAACGCCAUUGAGUUUUGCAAAACACUCCGUCUUCAGACCGAGCUCUUUGGCAGCACAGCUUGCGUCUCGAUUUACCAGUCCCCUCAGACCGCGUACGAUUUGUUUGACAAGGCCUGUGUUCUCUACGAAGGCCGUCAGAUCUUCUUUGGCAACGCCAAUGCCGCCAAGCAAUACUUUAUCGAUCUUGGCUUCGAAUGUCCAGCCCGUCAGACCACGCCAGACUUUUUGACGUCCAUGACCUCGUCACUCGAGAUCAUCAUCCGCCCUGGAUUUGAAGGGCGCACUCCCCGCACGCCUGACGAGUUUGCCACUGCCUGGAGGAACAGUGCCAACUACAAGGCUCUGCAGGCCGAGAUUGAGGAAUACAAGACAAGCCAUCCCAUUGGCGGUGCCGAUGCCGAGGUCUUCCGUGCGCACAAACAGGCUCAGCAAGCCAAGGGUCAGCGCCCAAAAUCUCCCUUUACACUGUCGUACUCUCAGCAAAUUCAGCUUUGCCUGUGGCGUGGCUGGAAGCGUCUCACCGGCGACCCCAGUCUCACUGUUGGCAUGCUGGUCGGAAACUUUAUAAUGGCCCUCAUCAUUGGCUCCGUCUUCUACAACCUCCAGAAGAAUUCUUCUAGCUUUUUCCAGCGCGGUUCCCUUUUGUUUUUCGCCUGUCUCAUGAACGCUUUCGCCAGUGCGCUGGAGAUUCUGACACUUUAUGCUCAGCGUCCCAUCGUGGAGAAGCAUUCGCGCUACGCUUUCUAUCAUCCAUCUGCCGAGGCCGUCUCGUCUAUGCUUUGCGAUUUGCCAUAUAAACUUGUCAACGGUGUCAUCUUCAACCUGGUCAUCUACUUCAUGACAAACCUGCGGCGUGAGCCAGGGCACUUUUUCUUCUUCCUGCUCAUCUCAUACGCCACAGUCCUGGUCAUGUCCAUGAUCUUUCGUACGAUUGGUUCCGCGACUCGGACAUUGUUCCAAGCGCUUGUGCCUGCCGCCAUUCUUAUUCUCGCAUUGGUCAUCUUUACCGGCUUUGUUCUGCCAACGAGAUAUAUGCUCGGAUGGUGCAGAUGGAUAGGCUAUAUCAACCCGCUGUCCUAUGCUUUCGAAGCGCUUCUCGUCAACGAGUUUCACAGCCAAGAGUUUCCAUGCACCGACUUUGUGCCCAACCCAAAUGUUGCCGGCUAUGAGAAUAUCACUGGAGACCAUCGCGUCUGCAGCACCAUUGGCGCUAUUCAGGGCCGUACCAGUGUCAACGGUGACCGUUAUGCUGAAAUGGCUUUUGGAUAUAAAUGGGAGCACCGGUGGCGCAAUUUCGGUAUUGUCAUCGCAUUCAUCGUCUUCUUCCUUACUUGUUACAUGAUUGCCGCCGAAUUCGUUUCUGAGAAGAAGUCAAAGGGCGAAGUUCUCGUGUAUCGUCGGGGCCACAAGCCGGUGGCUGCCGAGGCUGCCGAGAAGAAGCACGACCCUGAAGCUGCCAUGGCAAACAUUGGCCCUGUCGUUACAGCUGAGCUGAGCCGAGGUCAGGACGGUGGCCUGCUACAGAAGCAGACCUCUGUGUUCCAAUGGCACGACGUUUGCUACGAUGUCAAGAUCAAGAGCGAAACACGCCGAAUCCUGGAUCACGUUGAUGGCUGGGUCAAGCCCGGCACGCUCACCGCGCUGAUGGGUGUCUCUGGCGCAGGCAAGACGACACUGCUAGAUUGCUUGGCUGACCGUGUCAAUGUUGGUGUCUUGACUGGUGAAAUGUUUGUCGAUGGCAAACCUCGCGAUACAUCUUUCCAGCGCAAGACUGGCUAUGUGCAACAACAGGAUCUCCAUCUCCAGACAACGACGGUCCGCGAAGCCCUCAUAUUUUCCGCCGUUCUUCGCCAGCCUGCCCACGUGCCGAGAGCGGAGAAGGUGGCGUAUGUCAACGAAGUCAUCAAGCUGCUGGAAAUGGAGGAGUAUGCUGACGCAGUUGUCGGUGUACCCGGUGAGGGUCUCAACGUCGAACAGCGAAAGCGCCUCACAAUUGGUGUUGAGCUCGCUGCUAAACCACCUCUAUUGCUCUUUGUUGAUGAGCCCACGUCUGGUCUUGAUUCGCAAACUUCUUGGGCCAUCUUGGAUCUGCUGGAGAAACUUACCAAGGCCGGCCAAGCUAUCCUUUGUACUAUCCACCAGCCGUCCGCCAUGCUCUUCCAACGUUUCGACCGUCUUCUGUUCCUGGCCAAGGGUGGCAGGACUGUGUAUUUCGGCGAAAUUGGCGAAAGCUCAAAGACUAUGACCGACUACUUUACUCGCUACAGCAAAAAGGAAUGCCCUGAAGCAGCCAACCCUGCUGAAUGGAUGCUGGAGGUAAUUGGUGCUGCUCCCGGCUCGCACACCGAUCUCGAUUGGUUCCAGACCUGGCGCAACAGCCCCGAAUACAGCGAGGUGCAGCAGGAACUGGAAAACAUCAAAGUCGAGAAGCUGCAGGAAGCCGAAUCUCUGGCUGGAUCAUCGCCGAUUCACGAGGACCCUAACAGCUACCGUGAAUUCGCCGCCCCUUACUCGGUUCAACUGAAAGAGUGCAUUCAUCGUGUCUUCCAGCAGUACUGGCGCAUGCCCGUCUACAUCUAUUCCAAGACGGCUCUCUGUACGCUGGUGGCCCUUUUCGUUGGCUUCGUCUUCUUCCGGGCCCCCAACAGUGUUCAAGGCUUGCAGAACCAAAUGUUUGCCAUUUUCCAGCUUCUUACCGUCUUUGGACAAAUUGUGCAACAGUCUAUGCCGCAGUUUGUGAUUCAGCGGUCACUCUACGAAGUACGUGAGCGCCCUUCCAAGGUCUAUUCCUGGAAGGUCUUUAUGCUCGCCCAGAUCAUUGUGGAACUCCCUUGGAAUUCUCUCAUGGCCGUCAUUAUGUACUUUGCCUGGUACUACCCAGUCGGUCUGUACCGCAACGCUGAACCUACUGGUCAGGUCACAGAGCGUGGUGCCCUCAUGUUUCUCUAUCUUCUCAUGUUUCUUCUUUUCACGGGUACCUUUUCCACCAUGAUUAUUGCUGGUUUCGAAACAGCGGAAGCUGGUGGAAACAUUGCCAAUCUCAUGUUCACGCUUUGCCUCAUCUUCUGUGGUGUCCUCGCCAACGAGAACAGUCUUCCUGGCUUUUGGCACUGGAUGCUCACAGUUUCGCCUUUUCGGUACAUGAUAUCGGGCAUGUUGGCGGUUGCCGUAGCCAAUACGAAUGUCGUCUGCGCCGACAAUGAAAUCGUCACUCUGCAGCCACUCGGGGGCACUUGCCAGGAGUAUCUGGGAGCCUACAUUGACAAGGUCGGCGGGCACUUGCUCGACGAGAAUGCCACCAAGGACUGCCAAUUCUGCACGAUUUCAGACACAAACACCUAUCUUGCCGGCGUCAACAGUUACUACAAGGACAGAUGGCGCAACUUUGGAGUCCUGUGGGUCUACGUCAUCUUUAACAUUGCCGCUGCACUGUUUAUUUAUUGGCUUGCGCGGGUGCCGAAGAAGGGUAGCCUGAAGAAUAACAAGGAGGAAGCGAAGAAGGGUUCAGUUUCCGAGGUGACGAAGCAGUCUGAAAAGACGGCGGAGAAGGAGAAGAGUUAA
Molecule: messenger RNA, 4584 nt
Organism: Beauveria bassiana ARSEF 2860
Lineage: Eukaryota; Fungi; Ascomycota; Sordariomycetes; Hypocreales; Cordycipitaceae
Product: ABC-2 type transporter
Exons: 2
Coding region: 1-4584 (1527 amino acids)
Biological process (GO): transmembrane transport
Cellular component (GO): membrane
Molecular function (GO): ABC-type transporter activity; ATP hydrolysis activity; ATP binding
Source: RefSeq, a predicted model, not a curated record